Messenger RNA from Histoplasma capsulatum G186AR, 2412 nucleotides. RefSeq names its product C6 zinc finger domain-containing protein. The transcript has 4 exons. Gene Ontology annotation, molecular function: DNA binding; zinc ion binding; DNA-binding transcription factor activity, RNA polymerase II-specific. Lineage: Eukaryota; Fungi; Ascomycota; Eurotiomycetes; Onygenales; Ajellomycetaceae. Gene Ontology annotation, biological process: regulation of DNA-templated transcription; DNA-templated transcription. The record is from RefSeq and is a predicted model, not a curated record. The coding region runs from base 1 to 2412 and encodes 803 amino acids.
AUGUCUUCAAAAAGCACAACCGGUCCCACACCUUCCCUCCCCACACAUCUUGGCUCUUCAAUGCCAUAUUCCUGCGUUCUCUGCUAUCAAAGAAAAGUGAAAUGUGAUAGACAUGACCCUUGCUCUGCCUGUAUAAAUGCAGGAGCUUCUUGCAUUUUUCGCGCCCCGCCAGCCCCUAGGCGACGGAAAAAAACUUCACCGGAAUCUGCUCUACUCUCUCGGUUGAAAAGAUAUGAAGAUAUAUUGCGCAGCCAUGGCAUCAACUUCGGUGGAGCUCAAGAUGGGACCCAGGAGGCUCCUAAACCUUUCUCAUCGGGUCCGGCUGCCGACGGGUUUGAUGGGGCAAGCAACAUGCCCGUUUGGACAAAGAGUAAUAUGGAUCAGGCCAGGGAAACCGGCGAGUUGGUUACGGCUGAAGGGAAAUCCAAAUACUUCACUGGUACUUUGUGGAUGAGUCUGAGUGAUGAGCUUCGAAACACCAAAGAGCUCUUUGAUAACCAGUGUUCCUCGGAUGAGGAGCAACCCGACACCCCGGAGCGGGGAGCAUCACUCCUGCCAACUCUAGACGAACACCUCUUUAUCCUCAGCUCCGCAACCUCUAGCCAGCCGUUGACUGCCUUGCAUCCCCAGCCAGUUCACAUUUUUAAGCUAUGGCAGAUAUUCCUAGACAGCGUAAAUCCGCUCGUUAAGAUAUUUCAUGCACCGACGGUACAACAAGAAAUUCUAGACGGAACGGCAGAUUUGGAAAAUGUCUCCAAAGCCACAGAGGCGCUCAUGUUUGCCAUCUAUGCUUGCUCGAUUACUUCCAUGACUGACCACGACUGUCAAAGUCAACUAUGUGAAACGAAAUCGGCACUCUUAGCCAGAUACCGGUUUGCCACGAAACAGGCGUUGAUCAAUGUCGGAUUUAUGCGGAGCUCGGACAUCACUGUUGUCGAGGCAUUUGUGCUUUACCUUAUUUCAAUUAGGCGCGCUUGCAACCAUCAAAUCCUCUGGAUCUACAGUGGUAUAUUACUUAGAAUCGCACAACGCAUCGGCCUCCACCGGGACGGAUCUGUCUUCGGCAUUUCCGUUUUCGAAACCGAAAUGCGUCGCCGCCUCUGGUGGCAGAUCAUAAGUCUGGAUAUAUACUCCUCUGAACUCUCGGGGGUAGGAACAUCUCUGCUGCGUCAUCCCUGGGACACCCGAAUGCCCCUGAACAUCAACGAUAGCGACCUGAGCCCGAACAUGAAACAGCCUCCCAUAGAACACACUGGCCCGACCGAGAUGCUAUUUCGCCUCAUCCAGUGCCAAGUUGGCAAUUUCCUCAGGGAGGGUCAAGCUCUAUUCUCGCCCGGUAGCAAUUGGCGCGACAUAGGCGGGAUCGACACGUCCAUUGGGGAUAGGAGCAAGCGCGUAGACGACCUCGAAGCGCUGAUGGAGGAGAAGUAUUUCCGUUUCCGCGACCCUUCCAUCCCUUUACAUCAGACAGCCCUGUUGGUUGGCCGAUGCGUCCUCGCCGUCGUGCGGUUGCCCAUUUACCGCGUAAAGGGCAGGAGCGCUUGCCAUAGCGAGGGGCCCAAGAUUCAAGACGACAAGAUGCGUGAUCUCCUCUUCGCCACGAGCGUCAAGGUGCUCGAGUUCGAUAAUCUGAUUAGAAACACAGCGAGCACGAAGCAGUACCUCUGGCACGCAGACAUUAGUUUCCAGUGGCACGCCGUCAUUUGCAUGCUGACAGAGUUGCGCAUGCGCACGGUCGGGCCCGAUAUCGACACCGCCUGGCAUCAGGUGGGGAUGCUAUUCACCAACCGGCCGCAGCUGCUGACGAAGUUUAAGAAUGCGUUGUAUGUAGCUAUUGGGAACUUGGUGUUGAAAGCAUGGGCAGCGAGGGAGAAGGCGCUCGCUGAUAAUAUGCCUGCGGGGUCGAUGAAUGAUCAAGAAACUGUAGAGAGUGGAAGGCCGGAAUAUAUACAGAUAUUAAUCGCGCAACGGGCUUGCUCUGUUCGCAAGAAGGCGGCGGCGGAAACUGUAGCUACGAACGGGGUGGAACAACAAUCAUCAACGAACGCAACGCUGCUAGAUGUGUCGUCCUACGGCAUUUUGGGAACCAAUAACAACGCGCAGAUGACACCGAUUGGAAUCGGACCACAAGAAUCUCCAAUCCCCAGCCACCAGCGUCGCUUAUUUAGUCCCGCUCCGCUCGGUACAUUUAGGAUCGCUGGUACCCAUCAGAACACCAACGGGAGGUUAGCUGAAACCGAAAAUAUGGAGGAUAGUCAUACAGACACAUAUCUCGACCCGUCAGUUCUUAUAACCCAGGGCAAUAAUGGCGGUGUACAGAACUGGUUGGAUGACGGCCCCCUUGAUUGGACGCAGUGGGAUAUGUUGGUGCAGGAGUUUGAUAUGGGUUGGGGUGAUAUGGAGGUUGGUUGA